Messenger RNA from Cylas formicarius (sweet potato weevil), 532 nucleotides. RefSeq names its product immediate early response 3-interacting protein 1. Gene Ontology annotation, biological process: endoplasmic reticulum to Golgi vesicle-mediated transport. NCBI's taxonomy places the organism in Eukaryota, Metazoa, Arthropoda, Insecta, Coleoptera, Brentidae. The transcript has 3 exons. Gene Ontology annotation, cellular component: COPII-coated ER to Golgi transport vesicle; endoplasmic reticulum membrane; Golgi membrane. The record is from RefSeq and is a predicted model, not a curated record. Bases 198 to 449 code for a protein of 83 amino acids.
AGAAAAUAAAUCGCUUUCUUUUUCUAUUGCAAAAUUUGAGACUGAAAAUACUCUGUUUACAUAUUGUUAUUUCUUUUCUUUCUGUCACCCACGUGUAUUCUAUAAUCCAUGUCCCUGAUGACGUGUUUUGCAUUAUUUUAAUAGGAAUUUUAGGUUAGUUGUAUAGAAAUAUUUAAAUAUCCAUUUUUUUUAUAAAAAUGGUUUUUACGUUAUGGAAUUUAGUUGAAGCUUCCAUUUUAUGUCUAAAUGCAGUAUGUAUUUUGAAUGAGGAACGGUUUCUUAAUAAAGUGGGAUGGGGCACAUCAAGUUCGAACGUGCAUGGAUUUGGAGAAAGUGCGACAACCAGAUCGCAAAUAUUCAAUUUACUGCAUUCAAUUCGAACAGUUGUUCGAGUUCCUCUAAUUUUUCUCAAUAUGCUAGCGAUCGUAUUAAAACUGAUACUUGGAUGACUCAAACCAGAACCCUGCGUGCGCUUUUAAAUGGUUUAUAAUAGAAAGUAAGUAGGUUAUAAGUAAAAUAUUCAUCUGUAAAU